AUGAGUUUCAUACCCGCGUCUCAUAUCUCGCAUCUUUACCUCUGUACUAAGAAUUCACCGCCGCAUACGCAGGUGGCACCGCCGGCGUCGGCGCCGUCUCGUCACUUUCCAUCUUCUGUGGGAGAUAUCGACUCUCCUCCUUUCCCCUUUGAUUCGUUUCACUCACUGUCUUCCCCCUAUGGCCUCGACGAGUCUGUUAUCAAGACCAUCCCUCUCUCUCUCUAUUCGCCUUCAUCCUCCAAACACGUCAAAAACAAAUGCAGAGAAUGCGCGGUGUGCCUGCUCGAGUUCGAGGAUGGCGACUACGUAAGGACUCUCCCGGUUUGUUCUCAUUCGUUCCAUGUGGACUGCAUCGAUAUCUGGCUGAGGUCUCAUGCCAACUGUCCCCUCUGCCGCGCUGGGAUCUUCGGUUCCGGUUCUUCUCCUUUCAUCCCUCUCAUGGCAGCACGAAUCAGGCCCAGCCUCGACGAGUCUAUCCUCCAGAGCAUGGCUAUCGACACAGUCAACGAAGCUCCCCAGUCGCACAUACCCUUUAACCCAACCUCUACGGUGACGGAGAUCACGCCCUGCCUGGAUGAACCAUCGCCAAGGAGAACGGUGAACGCCAACUCAGAAGAAAGGUUUGGCGGCCAAGGAUUCUUGCUCAAGAGAUCAUACUCUUUCGGAUUCGAACGUAGUCUCGCCUCGGAGAGGAUGGUGAUGGAGCCGGCAACAGCGUCGCCGUGGAGGUACAGGAGAGGUGGAGGAUUUUGGAGCAAACGACCAUCCCCUUUCGGAUCACUAAAUAAAACAAGAGUAUUCUCGUUCAGACACUACAGAGGUAUGAAAUCUCCAUUCUUCAGACGAAGAGGAGGGGGAGGGAUGUUCUUCCCAUUAUCCGAAACAAACGUGAGAUUCUCCGGCGGCGGCGGGUCGUCCCGGAGAUCAAAGUCGAUGACGAGUCCGAUGUUCUUUAAGCCAGCGACGGCGGCUUUAGGUGUGGGAAUUUUCUCGUCGAGCCGGUUGCGGUGCGGGGAUCCCGAGGCGCUGCUGUCACCGGAGAGAUAUCACCGAAGGUAACAGUAAGAAGAGAGAGGAUUAAACGAGACACGUGGAUGCAUGAGGGAGAUGCUGUAGAAAAUUGACGGUCAAAGAUGGGGCGGUGACGGAGGGUUGGGGUGAUGGGUCCGGCCAAAUUAAUGCGGGAGAGAAAAAGGAGUAUUAAGGGAUUCGCGAGAUAGAGAGGAGUUAAUGAGAAGGUCUGGCAAAUUGUAGCGUGUCAUUAAUUGGAGGUGGGGAGGGCAUUUAAUGACUAAAAUUGACGAAUGAGAAGAUUUUUUUAAUAAAAAAAAAUACUCAUACAGAGAUAAGCUCAGUCCAGUACCCGAAUCCGACCGGGCCUGUUUGUGCAGGCUUAUUAUUUUUAGCCCAACUGUCGGCUAAUUCACAGGGCGUAAAAGCUUGGCAAGGGAGGGGUUAGGGUUUUAGCUUCACAGAAUCACAGAGCUAACACCUGGAAAUCGACCGGUGAGGAGAAA
Messenger RNA from Carica papaya (papaya), 1517 nucleotides. Its product is annotated as RING/U-box superfamily protein. The record is from RefSeq and is a predicted model, not a curated record. Gene Ontology annotation, molecular function: transferase activity. Lineage: Eukaryota; Viridiplantae; Streptophyta; Magnoliopsida; Brassicales; Caricaceae. Gene Ontology annotation, biological process: protein ubiquitination.